Messenger RNA from Pteropus alecto (black flying fox), 1472 nucleotides. It is a transcript of the gene BTLA, whose product is annotated as B and T lymphocyte associated. Gene Ontology annotation, molecular function: signaling receptor activity. Lineage: Eukaryota; Metazoa; Chordata; Mammalia; Chiroptera; Pteropodidae. The record is from RefSeq and is a predicted model, not a curated record. Gene Ontology annotation, cellular component: plasma membrane. Gene Ontology annotation, biological process: immune response-regulating cell surface receptor signaling pathway. The coding region runs from base 153 to 1055 and encodes 300 amino acids. The transcript has 6 exons.
UCCAACUACUGUCCUCUCCUACAUCCUCUGUAUUUUCUAUUUAUUUUACAGAUGUUGUUGGGGUAGUUAACCUGAUCCAACGCUAAAGAAUUCAGGAGAAGGAGGGAAGCCUUCUCUGCUUGAGAAGUUUUCCCAUCUCAUACUCACGGGAAAUGAAGACGUCACCUGCCAUGCUUGGAACUGGGAAAUUGUUUUCGGUCCUCUUCCUAAUCCCACAUCUGGGCAUCUGGAAUAUCGAUGGGGAAAAAUCAUGUGACGCACAACUUUAUGUUAAGAGACAUUCCGUGAACAUCUCAGCAGGGACCUCUUAUCAACUGGAAUGCCCUACGGUAUAUUGUGCCAACAGACCUAAUGUGACCUGGUGCAAGCUCGAAGGAAAGAGCUGUUCAGAUCUUGAAAAUGGACAGUGGAAACACACAAAUUGGGAAAACAGGAAGAAUAUGUCCGUUUUUAUUCUGUAUUUUGAUCGAGUGCUGGCUAGUGACAAUGGAUCAUACCGCUGUUCUGCGAUUGUUCCGUCGGGACUCAUUGAAAGCCAUUCAAUAACCAUUUAUGUGACAGAACACACUCAAAAUGAUUCAAAACUUCUAAUAAAUACAACCAGUGCCCUAGAACCACCCUCCAAGGAACAGAUGGAGGACAGGCGAUGGAUCCUUUAUAGUUUGCUUCCUUUGGGAGGAUUACCCUUACUCAUCACCUGUUUCUGCCUAUUCUAUUGCCUGAGAAAGCACCAAGGGAAGCAAAAGGAGCCUUCUGACACAGAAGAAAGGGAAAUUAAUUUGAUUGAUGUUCCCCAGCCCUUCAGGAGUGAGCAAACUGAACUGAGCACCAGGCAAAAUUCCCAAACACUGCCAGAUACUAGAAUUUAUGAUAAUGAUCCCUGUUUUAAGGUCCAGGAAGAAUCUGAGGUUCAUUCUAAGCCAUGUCUUGAGGAAAACAAACAGGGCAUUGUUUAUGCUUCGCUGAAUCACUCUGUCAUAGGAAUGAACCCAAGACAGGCAAGAAACAUGAAAGAAGCACCGACAGAAUAUGCAGCUAUAUGUGUGAGGAGUUAAAUCUGGUCCUGAUCUCCCACCAAUGAUCAUUGAACGAUCAACAUGUCAACACCAUUGUCUGAAACCAACAGAAUAUCAAAUAAUAUUCCUUGACCUGAGAAUUUCACUUUAAGGAGGUUCAUGCUGGUGCUUGUGUCCUAAGGGUUCACAGGACAAAGGACUAAAACUUCUCCCAGAAACUUCUUUGGGAGCCUUUUAUACUGUAGCCAUGAACAACAAAACCUUCUCUUUAAAACUGAGUGAUACUAUGAAUAGCAAAGUAGUAGAACAUUUUAACUUAGCUACAUUUUACCCAACAUACAAACUCUAUAUUUUCUUUGGAGCUAUCAGAAAGACAUGUAGGGAAGAGAGAUAUAUUAUCUGAUUCAAUUCACUACACACUCUUAAAAAAUAACAUCCCAAUUCAACUAACUAACC